This is a messenger RNA of Antechinus flavipes (yellow-footed antechinus), 817 nucleotides long. RefSeq names its product primary cilia formation (gene CIMAP3). Gene Ontology annotation, molecular function: cytoskeletal protein binding. Bases 26 to 670 code for a protein of 214 amino acids. The transcript is spliced from 6 exons. Gene Ontology annotation, biological process: regulation of cell projection organization. The record is from RefSeq and is a predicted model, not a curated record. Lineage: Eukaryota; Metazoa; Chordata; Mammalia; Dasyuromorphia; Dasyuridae. Gene Ontology annotation, cellular component: ciliary basal body.
CGGGGCGCUUUUCAUCAGCUUUUGGAUGGAGUGGGUGGAAUGGGGUCGGGACUCACAGAGACGUGUAGAAAUGGAGGACUUUUGGUCUGACGAAGAAGAUGUAUAUGAAGCGCAGAUGAAAUAUUGUUUUGGAUCAUGCCAGCCGAGGAAAAUCUUCCCCCACCACCAUCCUCCAAACAGAGUAGGUAUUAAAAAUGUGCCCAUUAGGGGCGCACCUCAUCGAGGACCCGGAUGCUACCUUCACGAAGAAAAGAAUAACUUGGCCUACAACCUUGCUAAGACCCCUACAAGUAAUAAGGGAUACAUCAUUGGAUCUAGGACGAGCCGUCGAUUUAAAUCAGACAGUAAGGAGCUGUUGCCCGCUCCAGUUUCAUAUGAUGUACAAAAUGUUAAGUCCCGUUGUAUUCUUCCUCCUUAUGCUCCAUUUAACUCCAUCUCAACUCGAUUUGAUGAGAGACCCACAGAGUCAUCAUAUUUCCCUGGCCCUGGAACCUACAAUCCACAGUACCACUUUUCCCGGAAAAUCGUCUGGCCAAUGAAAUUUGGGUCUCCAGAUUGGGAUCAAGUGCCAGUCCUAAAGAAAAGAACCCUAAAAACGGAGCUCAUAACAGACAGAGAGUUCAGGAUACAUCGGAAUCGUGUGGCCUAUCUAAGCCUGUAUUACAGCUGAAAGAUCCUUCUGACAUCUUAUUCAUUCCCUUAAUCCCAGCUAGCCUUAAGCCAUGAAGCAAGAUACCCCGUUACCCUCUUGUCCGCCAGGGUUCAGCCCAAGGCAGGGAGUGGUUCGUUUUAUGUUGUAAAAUAUGUUCUAAGUAUA